AAGAAACAGCCCUUAGAAAGAUACGACGACAUGGGUAAUCAAUUCACAAGACAUCUCAAAUCCCAAGAUAUCUUCAGGAGUUACUUUGAUCAGAGGGAUAUAGCAGUCAAUUCGCAGAUUCCCAUUAAUUUGCUAGCCAUCCGCAAUGAUCGAGACUUGUACUACUCGGUGCGUAACAUUAUGCGAUGUUGUGAUAUCAGCAAGGGGAACACCAAUUAUCAACUUCUAGCACACGACGUUUCCUCUGCUGGUAUGGAUGUCAUUGCUCUUGAAAUGAAUUCCAGCGGGACGUUGCUUGCUUUGAUUGGUGAUGCAGCUCGUCUUGAGGUGCUUGCGUUACCCGAUGGGAGCACUAGUAAUUCCAUAUACUUGAAGAGUGCAACUUAUCGGAUUAGUGGCAGCAAUAAAGGAAUCACGAAAGUUCUUUGGCAGCUGGUGGUUGCUAAUGACAGCAUGCUUGUUGUUCUUGACUCCGACGAUCAGAUUAAAGGGUACGACUUGACGAAAUCAUUGGAGAUCCCCCAGGUUGAAGUGAAUAUGAAGGAAGUUUUGGCAGCAGAUGAGAAAACCACAUCGAUGUCCUUUGGGUCAGACAAAAGUCUAACCGGUGCAUUGACGCUUUAUGUGAGUACGUCCAAGGGGAACAUUUUCGCCGUAUACCCAUUCAUUUCAAAGACUUGCAAUUUGGCAGUGACGCUCGACCAAGUGGACCUUGCGCUUGAAGAAACCAAGCUGGUUAUGCAACUAAUCCAGGACAGAUUCCCACCGGCGGACUUAUUAGACACGGCAUCUAGCGAGUUAGACACAGCCGCAAUCAAACAGUAUGAGUAUUAUCUGGGUUUGAAGACUCAAUUGACCAAUGGAUUGCCUACGGUGAAGGAAGUUCGAGGCAUUCAUUCACGAGGAGAAGCAAUUCACGAAUUGGAAAUUGUUCUGCCUAGAUUGAGUGAUUCUUGGCAAGGCUCCAAGGUCCAAGGACCAGUUGCCACAGUUGAUACUGGCAUCGAUGAUCUUAUUCAAUUUGCCAAUAAUGACCAUGUGAGUUUUAUUAGUGCCGUGGGAAGGAAUGACAAUUCGACAUCUGUUUCUUAUUUUGUUCAAGUUUCACCAUUAUUGAUGAAGUACAAGUCUGCCACCGAUGAUAAAAAAGUAUUAGUUGCUGUUCCUAAAGUCGAGAAAUACGCUAAGCCCAAGGUAGGUUUCGGAUACAUUGAAGAAGAAGACCAGGAUGAUUCUGAAACUCGUCGUGUCCAAGAAACUGAAUUUUGGAAGAAGGACUUGUCCAUAUUGGACAAAUUGCAUAGUGACGUGAUUCAAACUAAAGGAGCCGGAUCACGUUUUGUCAAGUUGAGUGAUGCCCGAUUUGCCGUGGUUAUCGACACUGACGUGGUUGUGGUGGAACAUCCUUGGACUGAUUCAAUAAUUUCUCAAAUGAAACAAGAACUGAAUGAAGAUGUCGUGGUUGACAGCUCAUAUUUCCUUGCUAGUGCCGACAAGGAGCCUAUUACAUCAGUAGGUUAUAUCAAGGAUACACUUACCGAUACUGGGGAAUAUUUAGUGGUGAUUCGAUUUAGAGAAGAUAAGAAUUUGACUAUUAUUCCUAUAGUUGACAACACUCCAAAACAAGAUCUUGUGCAAGUUAAAGAGAAGGAUGAGACGCGGGCAAUAUUUAAACCCGUGGGACGACACAGUGAACCACCGUUGGCAGAAAUCACAGAAGAGCUUAAUCGAUUACUGGUUUCCGAGCAGGUGAAAUCUUUGAGCAAAGAACAAGCUGACAUGUUGGAUGAAUUGAAUCAGGUUUCUAUGGGCACUAUAGGGAAAGUUGUCCAGUUUAGUGGGGUUUCCAUUAAAUUACAAGCAAAGAUUAUAGGUAUACUUGAAUCGUUGAAAUUGCAAGCCAAGUCACUUGGACACAUUGAAGAAAAAUCUAAAGAAGUUAAUUUGAAGCAACAACAAGAACGUAUUGACAAGUUAUUAAAGAAGCAAACCAAAUUGGACGACAAGAUGUACGCAUUACAAAAGAAGAUCAUUACUGGUAUUCAGAAAUAUUCAAGCAGUAUUAGUUUGCCUAUAAGCGAAGCCGAACGCAGCUGGUUCCGCGAAAUCAAUUCUAUAAAUGGACAAGUCAAUUUGAAUUCUCAAUUGGGCGACUGUUUAACUGAGGCGGUGGAGAAAUUGGCCAAACAAGUGGAAGUUAUUGUUGAUGAAGCCAAGGGAAGAAGGAAACAGGACCAGGCGGAUCAAGUUGACCAUUUGAAACAGUUGGAGUUACAGCAACGAUUGAACAAAUUGUCCUCGUGGUUGAAGGACGAAGAUGGCAUGAUUAGCGAGAUGAAGCAACGAUUGGUUCUGUUGACUACUGCUGUAAACUAGCGGCGACUUUCAACCCAUCAUACCAUCGAUCAUUAAAACAUUGGAUGCAUAUCUCAGCUAGUUGUUGUUUGGUGAAUUUGAUAUGAAUUUCUUCAGUUUCUGGCAUGAAUUGUAUCGAGUGGAUAUCAUCAUUGUUUAUAUCAAGUUUGGCACAUUCAUCAUUUAUAUCGAGUAUUAUAUCUUGUUGUAGCGUUUCAUCGUAGUCUGACUUGCGAAACAUUCCUGUUAGUAUGACCACGGCUGGAUGGCGCAGUUUGAGUUUUUGUUUAAUUGACUCUAUUUCAUUGGAGUAGUCUUUCUUUGGCUUUUCACUGAAUGUAGCUGGUUCAACUUUGAUUGUCGUGUCUUUGACGGUUGUUCCAUCCAUCAUAUCAAUAGCCAUAGUUACACUCUCUGGUUUGUUGUAUAUGACCAAAGCCUGACCAUUGAACUCGUGCGUAUUUGUAGCAGUAUAUAACUUGACACGGGGAUUCCCUUGUUUGUCAAGAGCAAUCAGACCGUAUUUACUAAACAAAUCGGCUAUCUCUUGCGAAGUGAUGGUUACUGGAAGGUUCGAUAUAAAUGCAGCUGUAGUGGUGGUUUUCUUUUGCUUGAGUUCAGAUAGUUUCUGCUUAAGUUUAGACAUUUGUUCAGUACGUGCUUUUUUGAUGUGUGAUUUGUUGACUUGUUCAUCGUCAUCGUCAUCGUCGUUGUCGUUGUCGUUGUCGUUGUCGUCUUCUAGCUCAUCUAGUUGUCGUUUUCGAGGGAUCCAUUUGUCUUUGGAGUAGUCAUAGGUGUACUCUUUCGAGUCAUGUUCGAAUAUCCAAUUGCUUUGUUCAAGGUGAAUUCUUUCAUCUAUUGUAGACACGUCAACUGACGAGAGAUCUGUUGGCAGUGGUGGUCUUUCUGGGAAGUUCAUUGGUGAU
Molecule: messenger RNA, 3281 nt
Organism: Spathaspora passalidarum NRRL Y-27907
Lineage: Eukaryota; Fungi; Ascomycota; Pichiomycetes; Serinales; Debaryomycetaceae
Gene: NUP82
Product: linker nucleoporin
Exons: 1
Coding region: 31-2376 (781 amino acids)
Biological process (GO): protein import into nucleus; ribosomal small subunit export from nucleus; ribosomal large subunit export from nucleus
Cellular component (GO): nuclear pore
Molecular function (GO): structural constituent of nuclear pore; protein binding
Source: RefSeq, a predicted model, not a curated record